UUUUCCUGACACUGAAGGGAUUACAGACUCGCGCUCUUCAUCAUCAUCAUCAUCAUCACUGGAGACUGAAGGCAGACCAUAAUAAUCCUCAUCUCCAGCAGGACACACACACACACACUCAGCAUCAGUUCUCCAGCAUCUCUGGCUGUCAGGAUACUCUGCUCUGAUUGGCUCACCGCGGAUCGAUGACGUGGAAGCAGGAAAUGGAAAUAUGUUGAGGACAGAAUGCAGAGAAUCAAACUGUGGACACCAAAGAAAACCAUGCAGACGUCCCUGUGGAUGACACCUGAGGAAGGCUCCAGAAGUGCAGGUGAAUCGGGCUGAAACCCAUCCUGGGUGCGGAGCGGAGCUGUAACCCGGAGGAGCAGUGCUGGAGAUGGUGCGGCCCGCCGGCUGCAGGUCCAUAUGCUGGCCUGCGCUCUUAAACUCCCUGUUCCUGGCAUCGGCAGCAGCCUUCUCUGUGCUCUUCAACGCCUCAGGGGAUGAUAUUUUUAGUGACCUUGGGCUGUUCCGGCUCAGGGAGAACGGGCCGCCAGAGCUACAGAAACUGCAGGCCAGUAAUAUUCACCCUAACUUGUACUUUAACCAGGACGAUCUCACAGUGUUGAGGCAACGGUCCUCUACAACUCACAGCCACAUCUUCAGAGUUGUGCGCAGCGCCGUGUCCACAAUGCUGACCGCCGGCCCGCUCUACAUGCCGCCCGCAAACCAUGAGGAGUUCUCCAGCAAGUGGAACGAGAUUUAUGGAAACAACCUGCCGCCGCUGGCCCUGUACUGCCUGCUGUACCCAGAGGACUCCGCCGCGGUGCGAUUCCUCAUCAACUAUAUGGACAGAAUGGCGGAUUACCCCGACUGGGCAGUGACCACUGCUCCCAAUGAUGACAUUCCAGUGGCUCAUUCGCUCACCGGGUUCGCUACUGCUUUUGACUUCAUCUACUCGUUGCUGGAGCAGCAGCGCAGAGACCGGUUUCUCAAGAAGAUCUGCGCUGAAACUCAAAAGCUUUACGAAGCAUCAAAGUACAGGAGCUGGGGGAAACAGUUCCUCCAGAACCACCAGACCACUAAUAUCAUUGCUAUCCUGACUGGAGCUUUAGUGGUGGGAGCACACCAGGACACCCAGUCCAUGGGCUGGAAACAGGUCUCUGUCAAUUACAUGGAGAAGACGAUGUUUCUGUUAAGUCAUGUAGUAGAUGGCUCUCUGGACGAGGGAGUUGCGUACGGCAGUUACACAGCAAAGUCCAUCACGCAGUACGUUUUCUUAGCACAGCGCCACUUCAGCAUAGACCACACACAGAACAACUGGCUGCGCAAUCACUUCUGGUUUUAUUACGCCACUCUGCUUCCAGGGUUCCAGAGAACCGUCGGAAUAGGGGACUCCAACUAUAACUGGUUCUACGGGCCAGAGAGUCAGCUGGUCUUUUUAGAUUCUUUUGUGAUCAAAAACGGGUCAGGUAAUUGGCUAGCGCAGCAGAUUAGGAAGCACCGGCCUAAAGAUGGCCCCAUGGGUCAGUCCUUCGCCCAGCGCUGGACAACCCUGCACACAGAGUUCAUCUGGUAUAACGCUAGCCUCGCUCCGCUAGCCCCGUACGGCUACAGCAGGGCCAGGAUGCACAUAUUCUCAAACUGGGGCGUGGUGACAUAUGGGGCGGGGCUACCUGUUGCCCAGGGCAACACCUUUGUCUCAUUUAAAUCCGGCAAGCUGGGUGGCCGGGCAGUGUUUGACAUUGUUCAUGCGAAGCCUUACUCGUGGGUGAACGGCUGGAACAGCUUUAACCCUGGUCACGAGCACCCAGACCAAAACUCUUUUACUUUUGCCCCUAAUGGGCAGGUGUUUGUGUCUGAGGCUCUGUAUGGCCCCAAGUACAGUUACUUAAACAAUGUGUUAGUGUUCAGCCCUUCCCCGACCAGCCAGUGCAAUGCACCCUGGGAGGGCCAACUUGGAGAGUGUUCCAAGUGGCUGCGCUGGACAGAGGGCGGUGUGGGUGACUCUGCCGGAGAGCUGAUCUCCGCUUCUGCCCACGGGGAGGCGCUGUUCGUGAGCGGGGAGGCGGUCACUGCGUACUCCUCCGCUCUGGGGCUGAAGAGCGUAUACCGCGCUCUGGUGCUCCUCAACUCACAGACCCUGCUGGUGGUGGACCAUGUAGAGAAAACAGACCACUCGCCAGUUAACACGCUCAGCGCUUUCUUCCACAACCUGGAUAUUGACUUUAAAUACGUGCCGCACAGAUUCGCAGACAGGUACAAUGGGGCUCUGAUGGAUGUCUGGGACGCUCAUUAUAAAAUGUUCUGGAUGGACAGUCAGGGCCACAGUCCAGAAACACAGAUUCAGGAGGCAGAGCAGGAGGCCGAGUUUAAGAAGCGCUGGACGCAGUUCAUCAACGUCACCUUCCCCUUUACACACUCAGUGUCUAGGAUGGUGUACGUGAUGCAGGGGCCAUACAUUAAGGUGUCCAACUGCAAGUUCAUCGAAAGCAGUAAAGACGGCCUCAGAGUUUCUCUCUUAAUCAAUAAUACUGAGAAAAUAGUUUCAAUAGUGACUAAUCACAGAGACAUUGGGGCGCGGUUCAGCUUUCUGGGGUUCGGGGGUUUUGCUAAAGUGGAGGACAGACAUCAGGUGGUGCGCUUCGGCCUGGGGGCGCAGCAGGUCUCCACACACACCCACACACACAAUCAUCUGUUUGACUUUGGAGUUACAGUGAAUGUCGCAGCUGGAGUAAUACUGUGUAUAGCGAUUGUUUUUCUGACCCUACAGCGCAAGUUUUAUGUUUGCUUUAGCAGACUGAUGCGUUACGCUUUGCUCUCAGUCUUAAUGCUGUGGAUAACCGAGCUCCUGUUGGUGUCUAGCACCUGUGAUCAGCUUCUGUGCAGGGUAAAGUGGAACGCAGUGGGCACAGACCCAGAGCGUCACCAUCAGGUGCCCGCCCAGCAGCAGCAGCUCCUUCUGCCCACGGUGAUCAUCACCACACUGCCCGGUUCCGGCUCCGACAUCCUCAAACACCUCUUUUACAAUAACUCAGACUUUGUGUACUUGCGCAUCCCCACAGAGCACCUGGAUAUUCCCGAGACAGAGUUUGAGUUUGACUCUUUAGUGGACGCCUGUGAGUGGACGCGGGCAGAUGCCCAGUGUGGGCGCUUUAAGAUGGUCCAGGGCUGGCUGCAGUCACUGGUCCACAACACACACCUGUUCCUGCAGAGUGUCCCGCUGCGGGCGGGGGGGCGGCCGGACGGGGAUGUAGAGUAUGUGCGUGAGCUGCGGAGGCACACUGUGGACUACCCCAACGCCCGUGCGGUGUUGAACCUGUGCAGCGGCUCCUGGGCCCUGAAGCUGCCUUUCCUGCAGGAGGCCAUCGGCCCGUCUCUGAGGGCCAUCUAUGUGGUCCGGGACCCGCGGGCCUGGGUUUACCUGAUGCUGUAUAACAGUCGCCCCAGCCUUUACUCGCUCAAGAACAUUCCACAGCACCUAUCCCUCAUCUUCAGGCAAGAUGGUGCCAGCGAGCGUUGUCCCAGCGCCUUGGCUCCAGAGUUCGGGCCGCUGUGGCGCCUGGUCUCACGCUCAGAGAGUAGUGCUGUCUUGCUGUUGGCACACCUGUGGCGGGCUCACACCGCUGCCGUGCUCAGAGUCUCCGCUGGAUUACCCGAGGACACCUACCUACAGCUCCGGUUCGAGGAUGUGGUCCGUCUUCCUCUGAAAACCGCAGAGCAGAUUCACUCAUUCCUGGGAGUCCCCGUCUCUCCGGCGGCCCUGAAUCAGCUGAUGUUCAGCACCUCCACAAACCUGUAUAGCCUGCAGUACGAGGGGCAGGUUUCUGCCUCCAGCAUGGACCGGUGGAGGCGCCGCAUGCCCCGACGGGAUAUCCGGCUGAUCGAGCACACCUGCGGGACUCUGAUGAGGACGCUGGGCUACCGCAGGCUCAGCCACAGCUAGCUGCGGACAAUUGUGUUGUAUUUUUGCACAAUCUGAGUUGGAAACAAAGUGGAAAUGAAGGGAACAGGCACUAGAGCUGAGUGUUAGUCUGUGAUUCUGCUUCAUAUCCAACAUAUGACAUUUUUACCGCAAUGCCUUCAGGAUGGGUGUAUAUACAGGUGAAGACUAAAUUAUUACCCCUCCUGUUACAUUAAUGAUUUCUCAGAUAUUUCCAAGUGUUUCACAGAGCUGGGAACAUUUGGGUUUUCUUAUAUUGUAGUUUACAGCAGGAAAAUCAGAGGGUCUUCUGUUAUAGAGUUCUGCUGGAGAAACUCUUCUCUUUCAGUUUGGCUGGAAAAACAUUGUGCACUGUGAUCAAGGCAAAGACAGAAGAGAUGAGCUAUUAUAGAUGAGCUAUUAUAGAUGAGCUAUUAUAGAUUAGCUAUUAUAGAUGAGCUAUUAUAGAUGAGCUAUUAGAGAUGAGCUAUUAGCACUGUGUUUGAGAAUGUGAAAAAAUCUGUGGAGAUAUUGUUGAAAAUGGAAAUUGAGUUAUCUUGUCAGGAGGGCUAGUGAUUUUGUCUUCAACUAUAUGUAUGGAUAUGUAUAUAUAUUAUAUACAUUAUAUAUACACACACACACAUAUAUAUAGUUUAAAGGGAGAUGCACACCACACCAUUUUCAACCAAAUAUAUUUAUGCGUUUUGGCUGUUAAUUUACUCAACAUGUGUAUUUCGUGUAGUUAUUAGGCCGUCGCAUUAAUUAAUAACUGUCUAAUGAGUUGUUUGCUGUAACUGUGACUGUUGCAGUACCUUUAUAAGGCACAAGAGGGACACACACACACUGAAAGACAGUCACUUAGAGCAGUGUUUCCCAACCCUGUUCCUGAAGGCACACCAACAGUACACAUUUUAAACCUCUCCCUAAUCAAACACACCUGAAUCAACUUAUAACACCAGAAGAGACUUCAACACCUGAAGUUAAUGGGUCAGAAAAGGGAGACAUCCAAAAUAUGUACUGUUGGUGUGCCUCCAGGAACAGGGUUGGGAAACACUGACUUAGAGCAUGCAUUCACUUUAAGCCUCUGCUGUCUUUGCAGACACUGAUGAGCUGCAGUACAUCUGCAUUUAAACAGAAUGUGGUUACUCAGUAUUUAAAUGUGCGAAGAAGAUAACUUACAGAAGAGUCGAUCAAUCUCAAUCACCUUUAUUUAAUUAACAAAGUACAAUCAGAGUGAUUUAAUGAAGAUGAGCUGCGGCUGUAGGCCAGAUCAGCCCUGCAGGAGUGAAGAGUGUUUCUGCACAGCACCACCUGCUGACUCUCUCUCUCACACACACACACACACAGCAGGACGGUCAGUUGUUUAUCAUGGAUUAAUGUGAAUAUUAAUUGAUUUGACAGUUUUAAAUGAUUUUUCACUCAAUCAUGCACAAUCUUUCAAAAACAAGACCUCCCUGCACUGUCUGUUGUGUAGAUGUGCUGCAGACGGACACGGAGGAUUCAGUGAGGGUGUGUGUUAGACCCAGAGUUUGCUGUCAUAUGAUUCAGUACAUGUAGUGCUGUGCAGAGUUUACUCAGACUCCUACACACACACACACACACACACACACACACAUGUUGGUAUUGGUGGUUUCCAAGGACUCUCCAUAAGCGUAAUGUAUUUUAUAGAGUAAAAGCUGCUUAUAAUAUCUGUCCUGACCCCCUGUCAUGCCCAUGUCAUUAUAUAAAAAGUCCUAGUAGACCAUCAGAACCAGCACACACACACAGAGAGAGAGAGAGUAGUGUAGCUGUUGUUGAGUUGAGUGUUGCAUGCUGAAUCCGCUCUCCACAUCAUCAUCGGUGUGUGUGUUUAUCUGCUGUAAUCAGGACACUCAGACUCACUGCUUUUCUUAUUAUCAACUCCACUUGGUGGACUCCAGCGGUGUGUAAACGCGUAAUGAUCAGCAUCAGCCAGUGGUUGUGUGUGUUUUAUGUUCUGGUUGCCAGAUCAGCGCCCUGACUCCUCUUCUGCUGUUGUCUGGCGGACGCUCUGCUUGUGUUGAGGGUUGUGUGUCUGUGUCGGUGGCCUUCUGAUCUCUCGGACUCCUCCAGCUUUAUCAAGGUUUGACUCUCAACACAAUA
This is a messenger RNA of Danio aesculapii, 6022 nucleotides long. RefSeq names its product dermatan-sulfate epimerase-like protein. The record is from RefSeq and is a predicted model, not a curated record. Gene Ontology annotation, molecular function: chondroitin-glucuronate 5-epimerase activity; sulfotransferase activity. The coding region runs from base 377 to 3925 and encodes 1182 amino acids. NCBI's taxonomy places the organism in Eukaryota, Metazoa, Chordata, Actinopteri, Cypriniformes, Danionidae. The transcript is spliced from 2 exons.